Silurus meridionalis is the source of this 2496-nucleotide messenger RNA. It is a transcript of the gene dync1i1, whose product is annotated as dynein, cytoplasmic 1, intermediate chain 1. Gene Ontology annotation, cellular component: cytoplasmic dynein complex. Gene Ontology annotation, molecular function: dynein heavy chain binding; dynein light chain binding. NCBI's taxonomy places the organism in Eukaryota, Metazoa, Chordata, Actinopteri, Siluriformes, Siluridae. Gene Ontology annotation, biological process: transport along microtubule. The record is from RefSeq and is a predicted model, not a curated record. Bases 543 to 2069 code for a protein of 508 amino acids. The transcript has 14 exons.
GCUGGGGAUGGUUCCCUGACCGGGAAUCGAACCCGGGUCACAGCUGUGGGAGCACUGUGUCUUAACCACUAGACCACCAGGGGACCAGUGCUAUUAAUUCAUUGAUUGAUCUAAAUGAAUCAGUGGUUGCUAGUUGAGCUUAUUGUGGUGGCUCCAUGGUUAAGGCUUUAAGGUGCAUAUGAAAUGGUUUGGUGUAAAAAUCCCAGCAUUGACUUUCUUCAAUGCAUGUGGUACCAAGAUGAGCAGAUCCAGAGAAACUGAGGCAGCGUAAACCGUUCAUGGCCCCUCUAGACCAAUUAAUGGCUGGGCUCACUGUCAGGUACCUCCAUGGGCCCUUUUUGGGGGAAGGAGAUCCUGUCCGAGUUGAAACUGCAUACCACCAUUACUUCCCCACUGCUUCCACCCUCUCUGCCCCGAAGAGAACAUUUGUAAAGAUCAUGGACUUCUCAUGGGCAUCACUCUGUCUCCUUGCGCCACUCUGGACCUGACUAAUCCACCCUGCUCCACUUUUGGACAUCACUCUGUUUUUAUAUCUCCACUGGAUGCUUCAGUGGGAUAUGGACCCCUCAGCUCUUCAGCUCUUAGCAGACGCGGAGCACAGAAUGCAGAGACUUGAAGCAUCAGAAAUGGUGCAGAUUAAUUACAUGCCCAAAGAACUGGUGACUUACUGUAAAGAGACCCAGACUACUUUUACAACAAAUCAAAUAUACAAUCAAAAAGACGAGGUGAAGAAUGAAGAACUUCCUGCGGUCAAACCUGAUCCUGAAGUGCAUUUGGUAGAGGACAAUCAGGAGUCAAUGAAAGAUAAUGAACAUCCUAAGGAGCUCACAGGGGAAGAGAGGCAGCAAAUUGUUCACUCUGAGGAUUUCCUGAUCUUCUUUGACCGCAGCAUUCGAUUGGUGGACCGAGCACUAGCUGAGGACUUGGAUAUUUUCUUUGACUAUAGUGGACGUGACAUGGAAGACAAAGAGGGAGAAACACAAGCUGGAUUCAAUCUGUCCUUCAAUCGUCAGUUUUAUAAUGAGCAGUGGUCAAAACAUCGAGUUGUCACUUGUCUGGAUUGGUCAUUGCAGCACCCAGAAUCGCUUAUGGCUUCAUACAAUGCCAACGAGCAUGCACCACAGGAGCCAGAUGGAGUUGUGCUGGUGUGGAACAUGAAGUUUAAGAAGACAAUCCCAGAAUACAUAUUCCAUUGUCAGUCCUCUGUGAUGUCAGUGGGUUUCGCACAGUUUCAUCCAAACCUCAUUGUCGGGGGCACUUACUCUGGCCAGGUAGUAUUGUGGGACAAUCGGAGCCACAGAAAAACUCCAGUACAAAGGACACCUUUAUCUGCUGCUGCUCAUACUCACCCUGUGUCCAGCAUAAAUGUGGUGGGAACCCAAAAUGCUAACAACCUGGUCACAGUGUCUACAGAUGGCAAGAUGUGCUUCUGGAGUUUAGAUAUGCUAUCCAAGCCACAGGACAGUAUGGAACUAUAUUAUAACAAGUCUAAAGUAAUUGCUGUGACUGGCAUAGGUUUUCCUGUUGGCGAAGUUAAUAACUUUGUUGUGGGAAGUACAGAAGGGACGGUGUACGCGGCCUCUCGGCAUGGCAUUAAGGCUGGAAUAAAUAAGAUGUUUAAGGGCCACCAGGGGCCAGUCACUGGCAUUAGCUGCCACAAUGCUGUGGGCCCCAUUGAUUUCUCCAACCUUUUUACAACCUCAUCCUUUGACUGGACUGUGAAACUGUGGUCAACCAAACACAAUAAACCACUCUACUCUUUUGAAGACAAUGUUGACUAUGUCUAUGACGUCAUGUGGUCUCCCAUGCACCCGGCUGUCUUUGCUACAGUGGAUGGACUGGGUCGCUUGGAUAUCUGGAACCUUAAUAAGAACACAGAAGUUCCUACGGCGAGUGUGACAGUGGAUAGCUCUUGUGCGCUGAACCGGGUCAGAUGGGCAUCAGGGGGCCAUGAAGUAGCAGCAGGCGAUUCUGAGGGUCGAGUCUGGAUCUAUGAUGUUGGAGAGCAAUUGGCAGUGCCACAUUCAGAAGACUGGAGCCAACUUGCACGAUUUCUUGUGGAGUUCUGAAUAAACGUUGAUGAUAACGGUGUCAUAGAAGUGACCAACUGAGAACAGUGAAGGACAGAUCAACUGCUAAAAAUUGAAAAUACACAUAGAUAUAUUUAUAAUAAGUAAUAAUACUGAGCUAUUAGAACCAAUGAUAGCCUAGACUGUUAGAUAAACUUUAAUGUUAUUGGUCUUCCAGAUUCAAUUUUUUAUUUAAUUUUUUUCAUGUAAAAUUCAGGUUAAUAUAACUGAAAAUAUUUAUUGAUUAAUCCAAAAAAUGUCAAUAUAUUGUGAAUUUUUUUGUUUAAAAUCCUGUUCAGAAUGUAUUAUUAAAUGCAAGCUGAGUGUAUCUAAAGUGUGAACUAAAUGUUUUCCAAAUUGAACAAAAACAUUUAAAAUAACAUUUCAAAUGGUAUCAGGAAUGCUAUUAAAGAAGGUAUUUAUAUGG